AUGCCAAAACUUAAAAGAAAAAUUAAAUUAUUUGUUGACGAGGAGUUAUUCGAAUUUGAUCCUAUUGAAUAUAUCAGAAGGGAUUUGGAAGGAUCAGAUAGUGAUACUCGUAGAAGGGCUGCAACAGACUUUGUGCGCAGCUUGAUGUCACAGUAUUUGCACAAUAUAACAAGAGUUAUUGGAGUUUAUAUUGCAGAAUUCCUAAAGCGUUAUAAUGAAAAUCAAAAAAAUUGGAAAGACAAAGAUGUAGCAAUUUACCUUUUAACUUCGAUUGCCACUCCUGGAACUACUACAAAAGUAAGUUAUACUAUUCAAUUAUCAGUUGAACUUAACGAAGCUUUAUUGUUUGCAAAAGAGAUAAUCAGAUUAUUCAAAUUAAAUUACAAGUAUGGUCUCACGGUAGUAAAUGAUUUAGUAGACGUUGUUGAAUGGUUCUCUGCAAAUGUCUUACCAGAUCUACAAACUGUUGUUGAUAGUGGGGAACCAGUUUUGAAGGUCGAUGCAAUUAAAUACAUAUACACUUUCAGAAAUCAGAUGAAUAAAUCACAACUAACUAGUGUUUUCCCAUUAUUAGUCAAACAUGUUUCAUCUUCCAAUUAUGUAGUUCAUACUUAUGCUGCAAUAACUAUUGAUAAAAUGUUAACAAUGCGCAAAGAUAAUGCAAUGUUAUUUAGUAGGGCAGAUAUUAAGCCAUAUACUCAAGAACUUUUAAUUAGUUUAUUCAGAUUAAUCGAGUCAGGAACAACACCUCAAACAUUAGCGGAAAAUGAUUAUCUCAUGAAAGCUGUAAUGAGAGUUAUUUUCACUAGUCGUGAGGAUAUUUUACCUUAUGUUGGAGAUAUUAUGAGUCACUUAAUUGCUAUUUUAGGACAAAUUAGUAAAAAUCCGAGUAAUCCUCGUUUCAAUUAUUAUGUUUUUGAAUCAAUUGGAGCAUUGAUUAGAUUUAAUUGUCAAGGUAAUACUGAACUAAGAAAAAAUUUCGAGGAUACUCUGAGUGGAAAUAUUCCUGGGCUAGUUAAAUUAUUACAAACAUAUCUUUAUCGAUAUUCAAAUAUAAUAAUUUCAAACGGACAACUUGAGCCAAUUUUAGGCAUCUUUCAUAAAUUAAUUGCAAAUAAGAAACGUGAUAAAUAUGGAUUAGAUUUAUUAAGCUCAGUCAUUCGAAACGUACCUACAGCUGCAUUAAAUCAAUAUAUUGGUCCAAUAUUAACGCUUCUAUUAUCAAGAUUUCAAAGUAGUAAAACUGAUUCAUACACUAUGGGAUUCGUUUAUUUUGUAUGUUAUUUUCUUGCUGUAGAUAAGGAAGGGAUGAAUCCAGAUUAUGUAAUCCAAGCAUUUGAUUCACUUCAAAAUCAACUUUUUAUACAAGUCUUGAAUGCCACUACACUUUAUUCCUCAAAUGAUGGUAGAUGA
Messenger RNA from Entrophospora sp. SA101, 1413 nucleotides. The record is from the annotation of a GenBank genome assembly. NCBI's taxonomy places the organism in Eukaryota, Fungi, Glomeromycota, Glomeromycetes, Entrophosporales, Entrophosporaceae.